Messenger RNA from Eucalyptus grandis, 519 nucleotides. RefSeq names its product RING-H2 finger protein ATL52-like. The coding region runs from base 1 to 519 and encodes 172 amino acids. The record is from RefSeq and is a predicted model, not a curated record. The transcript has a single exon. Gene Ontology annotation, biological process: protein ubiquitination. Lineage: Eukaryota; Viridiplantae; Streptophyta; Magnoliopsida; Myrtales; Myrtaceae.
AUGGGGAAUGAGAAUAGCUCCAUCGGAGACACCCAAUUAACUGUCCUCCUGAUCGGGGUGGCAACUGCCGCGCUCGUGGUGACGAUCUACCACUGCUUACCCGUCGGCUGGUGCAGGCCCCACCCUGCCAAUAACCGGCCCCAGCGGCGACGGGCUACCGAGGCCUUAGAGACACCAAGCAGCAUCGAGAACUCGGCCAUUCACCUGAUUCCGGCCCACAAGUAUCAGAAAGGCGACAAGAUGGUGGGCAAGGAUGGCGUGUGUGCGAUAUGCUUGAGCGAAUACGAAGAGGAAGAGGAGCUGCGCACCUUGCCGGAGUGCAUGCACUCGUUCCACGUGCCGUGCAUCGACAUGUGGCUGUACUCGCACUCGAGUUGCCCAAUGUGCCGCUCCGACACCACCCCCUCACCGCAGAUAAUCCCGAUGAGGAGGCUCGGCUCGGCCGGCAGCGAGGAAGCGGAUCAAGAAGUCACUGUUACAUUGGAGGGCAUCGUCGUGCAGCCUCAUCAAGUGCUGUGA